UUUUCUUUCUUCUUUUUUUAGUGGUAUGCGUGCAACAGAGAGAAAUUAUGCGAAUCACUGCAAGCUGUGUUUGUUCAGAGUUACCUCGAUCAAGGAACGCAGAUCUUCUUAAACAACAGCAUUGAGAAAUCGGGCUGGCUGUUUAUCCAAUUGUAUCACUCCUUUGUGUCAUCUGUUUUUAGUCUGUUUAUGUCUAGAACAUCUAUCAAUGGGUUGCUCGGAAGAGGCUCAAUGUUUGUAUUUUCCUCAGAUCAGUUUCAGAGACUGCUUAGAAUUAACCCAGACUGGAAAACCCAUAGACUUCUCGACUUAGGUGCUGGAGACGGAGAAGUCACAAAAAUCAUGAGCCCUCACUUUGAAGAAAUUUACGCCACUGAGCUGAGUGAAACGAUGAUAUGGCAGCUUCAGAAGAAGAAAUACAGAGUGCUCGGUAUAAAUGAAUGGCAGAAUACAGGGUUCCAGUAUGAUGUCAUCAGCUGCUUGAAUCUGCUGGACCGCUGUGAUCAGCCCCUGACUUUGUUAAAAGAUAUCAGAAGUGUCUUGGAGCCAACUAGAGGCAGGGUCAUCCUUGCCCUGGUCUUACCCUUUCAUCCCUAUGUGGAAAACGUAGGUGGCAAGUGGGAGAAACCAUCGGAAGUUUUGGAAAUCAAGGGACAGAACUGGGAAGAACAGGUGAACAGUCUGCCUGAAGUUUUCAGGAAAGCGGGUUUUGUUAUCGAAGCGUUCACCAGACUGCCGUACCUGUGUGAAGGGGACAUGUACAAUGACUACUAUGUCCUGGACGACGCUGUCUUCGUCCUCAAACCCGUGUAGCCCGUGGGCCGCAGUCUGCAGAGCCUGCGCCAGUGUCCCUCCGAGCAGCAUCUGUGGUCUCCAUCACGCGAGGGAGGAGCUCGGGACUGUCGUGCUAAAUAUCAUGUAGGAAUUUAAAAAGCCAAAAUACUAAUUAUUUCUUCGUAGUGUGUAAAAGGAAUGUUUUUUUAAAAGCCAAGAACCCAACUCUUUGAGGAUUUUAUCAGCUCUUACUCAAUGCAGGUCUCACUCCAAUUAUGGAAGAUAUUUUUUAUACUUAAUUGCAGUGGGGACUCCUUCCCAGUCCAAGCAAUAGCCAUGACUUCCCAUGGCACCGAUAAAUGCGGAUGGUUUUUAAUAAAAUGAAGACUGGCAGUAAAGGCCUCCGCUCAGUUGCCCAUGCUGGUGAUAAGGUGUAGCCGCCCUCUUUCAUGUCUAGACCUUCUUUCUGUCCUUACUCAAGACACUGUUUUUAAUCAUGCUAAUAAACUUUUUUGGAGAUGA
Messenger RNA from Miniopterus natalensis, 1296 nucleotides. Lineage: Eukaryota; Metazoa; Chordata; Mammalia; Chiroptera; Miniopteridae. The record is from RefSeq and is a predicted model, not a curated record.